ACAUAGAGCGACCCGCAGCCAGUGCAUCCACUGCUGCCUUCCUUCAUCCUGCACAGACAGACAGACGCACGCAGCAGCUGCACGGCUCUGAGCUGCGCUCCUCUCUGCGCCGCUCGGAGGAAAGACGCGCAAACAUCUGGAGGAGGACAGCGAAAACCCACAGUGUCCUGCCACGCUUCUUUUUUUUCUUUCUUCUUGUUUCUUUUAUUGUUUUUAAAGUGCAUCGUUUCUGAAAGAAGAGAGAAAAAGUUGAAAAGCCUGCAGGGGGAAGUGUUGAAGCUGAAAUAAACGCGCUUAGAGAAGUUCUUCACGAACUACCAGCAGGGAGGGAAUGGAUCUCCAUCGCCCCUUCAAGAUGGACAGCCCCUCCUAUCUCCCUACUCCCCUGGCCUCUCCAGCCCUGAUGGUCCUGGCAUCCACAGCAGAGGCCAGCAGGGAUGCCUCUGUCCCCUGCCAGGCUCCCAGGCCUUUCGGAAUCCCGGUCUCUGUGGAAAAGGACCUCCACCUCCCCUUUCCCUCACCUUCCUACACCUUCGCUUCCAUGUACCAGCGUCAGGCUCCCAUGUCGGGUACGUUUACGUCCCGGGACUUUCCAACAUCCCUGCUUCACCUGCACCCUCAGUUCACACCUCCAAACCUGGACUGUUCCCCCCUGGGGAUGCUCAACCACAGUGGGUUGGGGGCGUUCCGACCUUUUGCAUCCCCGCAAGAGGAAAGAGAAUCAGGGGGGUACCAGUCGGCCUUCACUCCUGCCAAGAGGAUGAAGGGCUGCUUCCCAGAAACAGAAGGGAAAGAGUUUGACUUUGGACCCCUGAAAACUGGAGAGGAAACAGGAAGGAAGUUGUUCUCCAUGUCUGGCCUGCUAUCUGAUGGGGAGGCUUCAUCAAGCCCAGAGGAGCACAAAGAGCACAGUAAGGUGAAAAGUCUAUAUGACACUCAGGCCCCAGUGUGUCCGGUCUGCCAGGCUGUACUGCGACCAGGAGAGCUGCAGGAUCACAUGGAGCAAGAGCUGUCCAAACUUUCCCAGCUACAAAUCAGCCUCCCUGGAUUGCAGCAUGACCAUCUCAUAAGGACACCAAAGUCUCUUUCCUUCUCUCUGCACAUCAAGCGUGAAGGAGGCUCUCCCACUUCACCCUCUCGGCCUUCUGAGGAACCCCACUCAGACCGAUACCAGACGUUUCUCAGAGUGCGAGCCAACAGACAUACACGACUAAAUGUCGACGACCUCUGCUGGUGCAGGUGCUACGUCAAAUCCACCCCAUUACGCCCACACAGCGCAGGAGCCCAUCUAGACUGCAUACAAGCUGUCAAAAUUGGGAAGCUGAAGAGGAGAAAACCUGAGGAAGGACAGGAGGGAUCAGCAGACUUGGUGCCUGCAGAGGACGAGUGGAAUGAGAGGAGAAGGACACAGAUGGCAGCUGUAGGUUUUAAAGGUGCAACGCUAGUAAGUACGACUUCUAAGGAGUGUCGGGACAGCGAUGCAGACCUGGACGUUGAUGGGGACGAUACUCUGGAGUACGGCAGGGCGCAAUAUAGUGAACUGGAUGUAAUCCCCUGCUCAGCAGAAAGCUCAAAAGAGAAAGCAGGAAACAGCAGCAUGUUGGCUGAUUCCAGACUGAAGCUCGACUUUUCCAAAUGGUCAAAUGAUGGGAGUCCUUCUACAAGUAGCGGGGAGAAGCAGGACCCCAGUAUAGCCGGUCUUCCCAGAACCUGCAGAAACACAGAGAUAGAGCCGCUUUCAGAGGACUCCACGCCGACAACGCUGGAAGCGCUUAAAGCACGGAUCCGGGAUUUGGAGAAGCAGCUGUCUAAAGGAGACAGAUUUAAAUGCCUCAUCUGCAUGGACACAUACACAACACCGCUCACCUCCAUCCAGUGCUGGCAUGUCCACUGUGAGGAGUGCUGGCUGCGGACGUUGGGGGCAAAGAAGUUGUGUCCUCAGUGCAAUACCAUAACAUCACCUGGAGACCUGAGGCGGGUGUAUCUGUAGCUCAUAGGAAACUGUCUCAGUUUCAGCCAAUCAGAGAAGGCACUGUUGGACAGCUGGUCUGUCCUGUACGUCUAACAUUCAUCUUCACAGGCUGCUGUUUUUAAAUGAACUACUCUUAUCCUCUAACAUCCUCCAACUUGGGCAAGUGUCGACCUUUGUGCUGCACUGAUUCAGAGCUCCAGCACUGGAAAUGCUUUUGGGAAAUACGUUUUAUUUUCUUUUUUCCAUCUUUUGUCUGUUUUAUGGGAAAAAAAUAUGAAUUUAACUGAAAGCACAUGUACAAAGUUUUGUGUUGGUAUGUAUUAAGUGCUAUGUGUAUAUGAUGUUGACUAGCACAACAGCAGGUUGCAUCUUCUGUACAGACUAAUGUCUUUGCUUAGUUCCUUUCUUAUUUGUGAUAAUUUAGUUUUUAAAUAUUCACUGUAAUCUCAUAAGGAUCUGUCACAUUUUGUCUUUUUCAUCUUUGCUUUUCUCUUUACCAAUUUAUUAAACGUACU
Cyprinodon variegatus (sheepshead minnow) is the source of this 2487-nucleotide messenger RNA. It is a transcript of the gene rnf220b, whose product is annotated as E3 ubiquitin-protein ligase RNF220-like. Gene Ontology annotation, molecular function: ubiquitin protein ligase activity; metal ion binding. The record is from RefSeq and is a predicted model, not a curated record. Bases 332 to 1990 code for a protein of 552 amino acids. The transcript is spliced from 16 exons. Gene Ontology annotation, biological process: protein ubiquitination. NCBI's taxonomy places the organism in Eukaryota, Metazoa, Chordata, Actinopteri, Cyprinodontiformes, Cyprinodontidae.